Messenger RNA from Pantherophis guttatus, 10231 nucleotides. RefSeq names its product LIF receptor subunit alpha (gene LIFR). Gene Ontology annotation, molecular function: cytokine binding; cytokine receptor activity. Gene Ontology annotation, cellular component: membrane; signaling receptor complex; external side of plasma membrane. Gene Ontology annotation, biological process: cytokine-mediated signaling pathway. The record is from RefSeq and is a predicted model, not a curated record. Lineage: Eukaryota; Metazoa; Chordata; Lepidosauria; Squamata; Colubridae.
CCUUUGCUCGCCCAGCUGCCAGGCCUCUUCGCGGAGCUUCUCCACAGCAGCCGGCGGACGGCGGUGGACAAUUUAUCCGAGCCCGUCCGCGGCCACGGGGGAGUCCCACAGGCUCUAGCUGGCUUUGAGGGACAGGAUUCCCAAGGCUCCCACCCCCUCCUCCCUCCCUCCCAUCCACCCCCCCCUUCUUCCCAGGCUUCCUGUUGGGGCUACGUAAUCCCGCCACCCGCAGCAAAGCCGAGGCCCGGCCCGCCUGGCAUUGCUUUGCGUUAUGGACAAGCACGGCGGGAGAAUAAAGGAGAAGCGGCGUUAUAAGAACUUGCCUGCAUCAAAGACAAAGACCGCUUGAAGUGACCUGUUUUCCAUAACGAAUUGCAAAAGAAUGUGGAUUAACCAAAUUCUUUGCUACCUACUGAUGGUAGCACAUUUGUUUAUUCUGAACCGGUUUGUCUACAGCCAAGAAAAAGGUUCUUCAUAUUCGGCUCAGAACUUGACAUGUAUAACACACAAUCUUGAUAAUGUUGUCUGCACCUGGACUACGGAUGCUGGAGAUGAUUCAAAACUUACUUAUGAAUUCUGUUACAAUACCAGUUCUUCCAAACCACAAUGUUCAUUAACCAAGGAAAAAAAGGGAACAUUUGAAUUAAUUGUCUUUGACCAUAUGCAGAUUGAGAUAACCACUUUCAAUUCAGCGGAGGAAGGGAAAAAUCCCCUAGCUAAAAACAAAUUUGUGCUUCCUGAAAAAGACAUUUUACUUGUUCCUCUGAUGCCUCGUAUUCAUGGACUGACUUCAGAUUAUAUAGCUGACACAGCAAUUCUGGAAUGGUAUGAUGGCGGAUCAGUCUUUCAAUAUCAAAUUGAUUCUAGUUGGCAAAUUCAGAUUCUGCGUAAAGAUCCAAUGGAGGAAAUAGCACUAGAGACCUUGAAUACAUCAGUUGGCAGCAAAGAUACUCUCCUUCGUUGGGAAUGGACAUCAGAUCUGCCUUUUAAUUGCACCACUCACUACUUUAGGAUUCGCUGUUUUCUUAAUGAGAAAAAUUUUGCUGGAAGGAAGAUGUGGAGUGAAUGGAGCCCACUUGUAAACAUUUCGGGAAGGUCCACAAGCAAAAACCCAAAAAUGUACCCUUUAGAUAAAGUGAUGGCGGUAGGUUCCAACGUCACUUUCUGCUGUGUAUAUCAACCUGGAUACACUCUCGUCAGUAUUGAUUAUGCUUCGUGCAAAACUCUGAAGUGUGAGGUUGCCCCUCUCACCAAAUGGAGCCAGACAAUCUUUGUGCAAAAUAUUAUUCCUGGCCCUAAUUCUAAUAUUAAUGGCUGGUGUGAAGUAGAAAAGGAAGGAGGAGCAAUCUCCGUUACUGGAACGGUUUUAUUUGUGGGCUAUCCUCCGACUGUCCCCCAAAAUUUAAGUUGUGAAACACAGAAUUUUAAGGACAUAGAAUGCCACUGGGAGGAAGAAAGGUUCACCUUAUUAUGUGGCUCAAGAAGAACCUAUUAUGCCUUGUUUGAAGGAAACUCUGGGAAAAAUAUGUCGUGUGCAAUUGUUCCUCGAAAUUGUAAAUAUUAUCACUGUAAUUUUACACUCCUGAAGGACCAAACAGAAUACAACUUCACUCUACAUGCUUCCAGUCAUCUUGGCCAAGCAGAAGCUUCCCUCUUAAUUGAUAUUAGGCAUAGAGUUUACCCACAUACUCCUACAGACUUAAAAGUGAGCAGCAUAACUUCAGCCAGUUUCAGACUGUCAUUUUUCUUGCCUGGCAAUUUCAGAGAAACCAAACUGCAAUGUCAGGUUCAAAUUUCCAAUGGCGCUUCCCAAGAAGAAAGGAAUGUGCUGCUGGAUGAUUCAGAAAAUUCACGUUACACAAUCUCAGUGGACAAAUUGCACCCAUUCACAAAAUACGAUUUCCAAGUUCGCUGUGCGACUCCAAAGCCUUUCUUUUGGAAAUGGAGUGAUUGGAGCACGAAAAAAACCUAUACAACCCAGCAAGCCCAACCAGCAAGAGAGCUUGAUAUCUGGAGAGAAAAAGAUGCUAAUGAAGAUACAGUUACCCUCUUUUGGAAGCCACUCCCUAUUCUUGAAAGCAAUGGAAUAAUAGAGACUUAUGAGGUAUAUUGGACCCUUCCGGAUAAAUCCACAAAGAAUCAAUCAGUUCCUGCAUCCCACAACUCCACCAAAAUAAAUCUUGGGAAGAAUGAUUACAUAUUUACAGUGAAGGCAAAGAAUAAGGCGGGUGUUUCUCCUCCUUCUUCAAUCAAUAGUGCUGAGCUUCCAGCGGAUGACAUUUCCAUAGAAAAGGGAAUUGGAAAAGAUGAUAGUAUUUUUCUUGCUUGGCAUCCUGACUCCAAUGUGACUUGUGGCUACGUAGUGAGGUGGUGUUAUAGUCCUGAGCCAUGUACAGAUGUUCACUGGGAAAAGUUUUCUUCAAGUGUGACAAAUGCUAAUAUCAAGUCAGGUGUCUUCCAGCCUGGAGUUCGAUACACAUUUUCUGUUUUUGGCUGCAAAGAAAAUGGAUAUCAGUUACUGGGAUAUAUCAAGGGCUACAUACAAGAAUUGAGUCCCAAAACAGCACCUGAUUUUAAUGUGGAACAUACCACCUCUGAUUCCAUCGUAAUAAAAUGGAAGAAUAUAUCUGUUGAAGACAGCCGAGGCUUUUUACAAGGUUAUUUGCUUAAAUGUGCCAAAGGAGAGAAAGAUGGCCCAACGCCAAAAAAUUUUAAACCAGAAAUCAACGUUACUGAUCUAAAUCAAGAUGUGUUGACAGUAUCAGGCCUUCAAGGGAAAACCAGUUACCACCUGACUUUUAGAGCCUAUACAGCUGCAGGAUCUGGACCUGUCAAUACCUUGAAUGUGGUUACAAAGGAAAAUGCUCUGGGAUUGAUCAUUGCCAUAAUUAUCCCGGUGUCUGUGGUUCUUGUGUUGGCUGUUGUAACUGGGAUCCUCUGCUACCGGAAGAGGGAAUGGAUUAAAGAAGUCUUCUAUCCUGACAUUCCAAACCCAGAACACUCCAAAGCUUUGGAUUUCCUGAGAGAUUCAGAGGGAAACUCUAAUCCUAAAACCUUGGAGAUGAACCCAUGUACCCCCAACAACAUCGAAGUAGUUGAAACCCAGUCCCAGGGUCUGAAAAUUGAAGACACGGCCAUUACAUCACCUGCUAUGGAAGACCCUCCUGAAGAUGGCUUGGAGUCUGAAUCGGGGAGCCACGUUGUGGUUUCCUAUUGUCCACCAAUCAUUGAGGAAGUCAUAUCUAAUCCACCAGAGGAUGAAUCUGCGGUGUCUUCCCAGGUUGUUUAUAUUGAUGUCCAGUCAAUGUAUUCAGCUCCAGUUAAACCAAACGAAGAAUUAGAAGCUGACUGUGCGGUUUCAGCAGGUUAUAAACCACAAAUGCAACUCGCCGUUAAUAAUUUCAAACAGUUGGAGGAAACAUCAGCGACAGAAGAGAACUCAGACAAGGGUGCAGGCUAUAGACCACAAGUGAAUGCAUCUUCCUGGAAUACGGGCGGUCCAGAUUCUCCAGAAUCCACAGAAAAUGUCUCAUUUGGGAGCCCUUGUUCGAUUAAUUCUCGGCAGUUUUUGAUUCCUCCGAAAGAUGAUGAUGACGAUUCUCCCAAAGCUAUUAACUCAGGAUGGUCUUUUGCUAACUUAUUUCACACCAAAUCAAAUGAGUAAGCCCUGGAAAUAGCUGUUUGCUUGGAACUGGUUGUUUAACAGUUUUGGAAGUACUAUCUCAGAGCGUUGAUUAUUUCGGUGAAGUUGAAAGUUACAGUGGACGUUUUAUAACUGGUAGAGAUGCUAAUUCACAGCGUUUCAGGGAAGGUAGUUCUAAAACCAAAGAGCAGCAACUAGUCUGCAACUACCUUUCAACAGUCUUCCUUUUACCCUGCCCUGGCCCAAUGCUGUCAGUCGGAUUCAAUGUUCCUUAUCUGUGACUAUAUUUAUGACUUCCUAUUCUGAGUAUGCCAGAGGAAACAUAAGCAGAUAGAAGCAAACUUUAUUUCUGCAGGUAUCAAUACGUCUAUUAAGCCUCAAAGGGAUACAUACAUGCAGGUGUGUUCAGGAUUGAGACCUUGUUGUCUAAUCAAGAAUAUGUUUAAAUUUUAAGAAAGUAUAUUUAGGUCAGCCUUUGUUACAGGAUCUUAUUGCUUAAAAAUGCAGCAGAUGGAUGUUACAGGAGCCAAACCCUACAGUACCCAUACACUACAAGUUCCAUCCAGACAUUGAAAGUCCCAAUCACCAAAAAGUUACGAGUUCACAGGAAAACGCUACAGCACCAAACACUACAGUAGUGAAUGGUGUGGUGGCCUAGAGGUGGAGCUCUCGGGAGGCUGUGAGUUCGAUCCUAGGUAGAGGCAGAUAUCUCUCUCUCUGGGCACGAUGAGAAUGUAUCUGCUGAAUAUAACUCCACAUUGGCAACAGGAAGGGCAUCCGGCCUGUAAACACUCAGAUCCAUUCAGUUGCCCAGAUUCUACCCCACAAGGGAUUAUAGGGUCAUUAAAAGAUGAUGAUGAUGAUGAUGAUGAUGAUGAUGAUAAAACACUAUAGUAGUGCUGCUGAUGGUUUUAUGGCAUUAGAUUUCCAGCUGCUUUGGAGAGCCGUUGUUUAAGGCAGUUUGUUCCCUUUUAAUUCCAGUAGAGCCAAUUUAGAUUGCUUGCCAAUCGAAGCUUGCAGUGUUAUGUUUAUGAGCCUGCUGUAUGCAUGUAUAUACAAUAAUUUUAACUCAGGAUACCACACAAGUGUAACACUGAUUUUAAAGCUUAGUCAGGUAUAGAUAAAUGUUGGACUUCUAGCAUAUUUUUUUAAUAAAUUUUAUUUUUCCAUAUUUUAAAAAAUAAAAUAAAAUGCAAUGUGUGCUAUGUCCUCACCUUAAACCGGAGAGAUUAUAAACUGCCUUCCUGACGUCCCACUUCCUAGCACUGAUGUGGAUCUAGACAUCCUACUGGAUAUUUGCUUUUUUGGAACACCAAUGUCCCAACUGUGUCUCUUUAAGAAAGAGAUGGAUGAAUGAGACUGCGCUGCAGAGAUUUGCAAAAUGUUUCAUACACAUAUUAUUCUAUACGCGGGACAGCUCAUGUUGUGAGAUUUGUGUCCCAACUGAAAUAGGCAUGUUUUGGAUGCAUGGACUAAAGCAAAUGGUUUUUGUUUUUUUUUUAGCAAAAACAGUUGGGGGACACAGGGAAAAAUUGACGACAUCUGCAUGACAUGGGAGAAAGAAAAGGAUAAUGCUAGGUAGUGACUGAGAGAAGGGAGAAAUGGCCAUGGGAAAAUAGGGAUUAGCAUGUGUCAUAUUGGGACUUUGGUGAUUUCUGAGAGGGGCAGAAGGAAAGGGAAAUUGCAGGGAAAGAGGGCAGCGAAGAAAGAUAUACCAUGUCAGAAACGGUAGAGAGAGCAGAAUGUUUUCCUCAUGUCAUCCACACUCUUACGUUACCGUCUUCCAAAAUCGUAGGCUGCAUAAAUACUAUUUGGAAUCAGCCUUCCAACAGCUUCUCUUCAUUGUCUCUGGGGAAAACCCAUUUGCUCUGGGGAAUGGCCGACUAUAAUACUCAGGCCUCCAACUCUGAAUUUCCCUGCAAACUUUUACAAGGAGAAACCGUAGGGAGCAAAUUGUGCUUUGGUGAUCUGAGAUUGAAAUCCCUCUAUAAAAUACUACCAAGCAAUUUAAAAUCAAGUCUUUUGUUAUAGGGUCAGGUGGAGUAGUUUUAAUACAAAUCUUAGCAUUUAGAGUGUAUUUCUCGCAUGUGUAAAACUGCAAUUUCACACAACUCGUUAAAUUGAUACUUAUGCACACUUCUUCUUUGAGGUGCUUAACCAAUUUAGCUUUUGUAAUUGGCAAUUUAAUACUUUCUAUGCAGCAUGUAUUUCAAAAAUCAAGCCAAGCAUACCAGGGGUGAGUUCUACUUACUUUUACUACCGGUUUGCAAUGGGGCCGCACGUGCGUGCUCACUUCACUCGCUCGCGUGUGCUCUUCUGUGCAUGCGCAGAAGCAUUUUGAUGACAUCAGAGUCAGUGGGCGGAGCCUCCCGCUGGUUUUACUACCGGUUCCAUAGAACCGGUGCGAACUGGGGGCAACUCACCACUGAAGCAUACCAUUGGUUUCUUCUCUGAGCUAUUGAAAUCAAUAUAUUAGAAGAUUGAAAAACGUAGAAUGGUCCCAUUUUUCCCAGGUUAAUCUUCAGCUUAGCUAUAGUCAAGUUUACCAAAUUUGGAUAGUCAGUUGAAGUCAUUUUAAGAUAAAUGAUUAAAAAUGGAUGGAAGUUUGAUUUAAUCUUGAGUUUUCAGAAAAUAGUCCUAUUUAUAGUGUGCCUUUAAUAUAUGGGGGCUUUUGUUUAAUGCUUUGAUUGCCCUACUCCUUUUCCACAUUUAUCAUCUUUAAAAAGAUGUUAAUCGUAUUUGCCUUCAACUAUUACACUUUUGUAAGCCUUUUUAAAUCUCCAUUUUCAGAGAUAGCAGUUGAGGUAUCUGCAUUGAUAAUAACAACAAAUAUUUCCACGCCAAAGAUGGGGUGUUGCUUUUACAAUUAACGCAGUGGCCUUCGUUUUCUUAAACUACUUUUGCAGCUUUCCAGAGUUCGACAGAAUUUGAUUUUUUUUCUACCCAAAAUAACUGAUCCUGCUAAACACUGCAUGUUUUCAAUACUUUAAUAAAGAUGAAAUGUGUGUGAUGAAAUGAAUGUAAGUAUCCUGUCAGUAAGACAUUAAUAUGUGUAUGUCCUUAGUGUAAAGCUGGUGUCUUGAAAAUAAAGCAUCUCUAAGGGUAAUUGCCCCUUUCAAGAGAGUAGUCCAUCCCAACAUAUUUGAAAUAUGCAAAAGUUCCAAAAUCUGUAAAUGUUUUCCAAAAUUCCUUUCCCCAACCAGGGCACCUUUCAAGAUUCUGUAUUUCAACACUCAGAAUUUUUUUGUUAGCAUGUUAGUUAGCAUGUUAAGAAUUCUGGGUGUUAAAAUCUAUUAGGCUGGGAAGGGUUGCUUUAUAUGGUAUUUAAAACUUGAUAUCUUGGAAAAGAGGAAAAGGGAAAAGUAAAGGGAAUCUCCAUUUAUUUAUAUCGCUCCAGGUUAUUUUUAUAAUACCGCUUAAUUUUUUAAGCAUCUCUAGAACCUCAGGUGCCAGACUCUGCAUGACACACAUUGCCUUAAUUUGCAAGAUGUUUUCCUUUAUUAUUUAGACAGCCCAGUUCGUUCUCUUGUUUCUGAGAAUUAUGUUGGAAAAUCAAACAAAAAUCUAUAUAAAGAACACUAUCCAUAUCAUGCCUCACAUAAAGGACAUAAUUGAAAUUCUUACCUUUUCAAAGAGAUUUUGAGAACCUUAUACCUAAAAUGUCAGAGUUUGGGAAGGGAGAUAUAUUUUAACAUUCUUUUGGGUUAGUUUUUGUUUUUGUUUUAAAUGGGGAUGCUGCUCAUUUGGUUCUGGAGAACCUUUCAGCAUUGAGCCAUGUAUUUCAUGUGGGCGGGAGGGAAGUUAUUUUGUUGUUUUUAAAAGAAUUUAUUUUUUGAAGGAUAUAAUUACAUUUAAUUCAUUAUAUAUUUGUUGCGAUGUACUGACCUAUGAGGGAAAAGGACUGUGAAUUUUAUUUUAGUUGGACUUUUUUUUUUUAAUUUGGAAUUGCAUUUUUGAAGAAUUAGGGUAUCCGUUUUUAGUAAUACUUUGAUAUACCUCAUAAAAGUCAUUUAUCAGAAAGAGUAAGCUACACUAAUCUUUGCAAAACAGCAUUUUCUUAUUCACGUGAAGACACAGAUUUACUGGCAGUGUUCUGCUGUACAUUGGCUCUAUGCUUUGGAAAUAGAAUAGACUGGUAGAGUUAGCUUUUAAAUAAAUAUAUUGUACAUAAAACCAUUGGACUGCCCUUACUAAUUAAGAAGCAGGGACUACUACACCAAUGUGCAUUAUAUCUUGGAUGUGAGUGCCCAUUUAAGGACCGUUCAUUCCACUCCUGGUCCUGACAAAUCAGUUAGAUGGGCCAGGAAAAUGAAGCAAAUGACACAGCACAAGGUGUCAGUUUACACAGCAAACUUCUAGGUAGUCUCUAACCGGGAUGGAACAUCUGGGGGAAAAGAAUUGCCUUUCUUUCUGAUGAUUCGUAUAAGUUAAGAUGACCAUCCAAGGGCUAAAUUAAGGAUAUGGAAGCUGCCAUACAACCAUAUCCAGGUAUGCUUUUUGCUCGCGAGAUUUUUCUUGCAAAAGAUAAACAGAGAAAGAGGCACCUGACUUCUGUUAGAAAAUGACUUUUUUGAAAGUUUUGAGCUUUCUCAAAAGUAUUCUUCUAUACAACGUCCAUUCAUCUCACCUAAGGCUUGAGAGAUGUUGAUGGAUAUUUUGCUUCGAGCCCUUCAUGAUCACGGCCAUUUGAGGAUUCUGGCUGUGUCCGUGGUGAAGUUCAGUAAACUAUUCCCCAUGGAAUCCUUGUGUUUCUAUGCUCGGUAUCUGAAAUGAGGCUACAAGUUAACUGAACUCAAAUCAUUGGCAUGUUCAGAUGUAGAGAUUUUUAAAAAGGUUCCUGGAGCAGCUUUAGAAUUAUGAUAGCUUGGUUAAAUGAACAGCUGUUGCCCUUUUUCUGGAAAUGUGCAUGUCCAAAGUAGCAUUGUGUGAUAAGUUAGAGUAAGGGUCCCCAAAUUUGGCAGCUUUAAGACUUGUGGACUUCAACUCCCAGAAUUCUCCAGCCAGCUAUGCUUGUGGACUUCAACUCCCUGGAGUUGGCUGGCUGGAGAAUUCUGGGAGUUGAAGUCCACAAGUCUUAAAACUGCCAAAUUUGAAGACUUCUGAGUUAGAGUGAACCGUUAGGGGUGAUGUCGAACAGUUCUGUGGUUUUUAUGAAUCGAGUGAGCCACUGCAAAAUGGUACACGCUUCUCUUCCAGAUCAGAAAAAUUUUGUUGGUCAGCAGCUCUGUCCUCCUCGAAUGGUUGAUUGAAUGUUUGCACCUGGUACCUUUGGUGUCACCUGGUACCAGCUUUGGUGUCUGGGUGAGUGGAUUGUUGACGCUAUGGUAGCAUGCAUAGAUUUUUGUUAUUUCUUGCCAUUUUUCCAUGAAGUCAUAUGGUCUUGAUUGAGGGCCCUUCAUUGCGAAUAUGAAAUCUCCUGCAGUGAGAUGAAACAGAGACAGGAAGGACUUGUAGACGGGGAACUAUAUUGGGCAAGUGCUGAAGUGGGGAUGGGGUGGGGUGGGGUUUGGGGAACAUUCUUCAGAAGUUAAUUGUAGAUAAAGAAAACAUGCUUGUAUAAUAUAUAAUUGUUUUAUAGCUCAAUACAUUCUGAAGGUUUUUAUUCAAAAUCUUGCAGCAUAUUAAACUUAUAAUACAUAGUAAAUGUGAAGUUAAUCUCCGUGCUUAUUGAAAUAUUAAAUAACCAGUGUAAUAUUGAAUCAACUGGAAGACUCAAUGUUGCUUAACUUUGUUAUAUUUUCCUCCUCGAGCAAUUUUAUUUCUUUUUUUUGCUUCUAGUCUGUAUAAAAUGGGCUACUGAUUCUGGCUCGCUGAUGCCAGACGGCUCAGGUAUCUUAAAAUGUAGGUUAAAUCAUUCUACUCGUCUAUUUCUACUGUACAUAUUUAACUGUACAUAUUUAACUGGCAAAACUGCAUUUCUGAAAUACUUUUUCCGUUUCACCUUGUUCGCUCACAGAUUAACAGUUGAUUGCUGUACUGAAAUGACACGAUCACUUUGCAGUUUAGGAAAAUUUCUGUUAAGCCUUUAGGACAAACUUAAAUUCAUGAAUAUGAGUUUGCAUCCAACUCUUUAUUAAAGCAAUGCUUUAAUCUUAAAACCAAAAGGGUUCGAUAGGACUUUCCCAUUUUCUGUGUUUGCUCUGCUAAACCCCUCUGAGUAGAUGUGCGUAACAUAUCUAUGGACUGAGGCCAGUGUUGUGUAGACAUCAAUAUGAGCAAAACAACAAUGUAGCAGCUAUGUGAGUCCUAGUGAAGCUAUCCAAGCAGAUCCGUCAAGCGAGUAAUAACUUUAGGGAUAAACAAGGAAGAAAAGAGGAGGGAACAUUAAACUAUACAAGUAAUGUAACACUAGUGCACUAAAUUUGGAAUGAAUAUGAAGCUAAUAUGAUACCCUAUAGCCAGACAGUGCUUAUCCCUAUAAUAUGCAUGUAUUAAGAAUAUUUGCCAGAAAUACUGUCAUGAAGUUUAAUAAAUGUAUUUUCUUACCCUUUAAAAGUGUGAAUAUUUUUUUUUUCUUAUCCGUUUGAGUUGGUUUUGUUUCUGCCUCUGUAAUAUUGCAGUUCUUACUCAAUAAAAACAUAUCGUGGG